CGUAUGACAGCGGGUGAAGACGUCGCGUUGUCGGCGCCGUCGUUGCGAGACUUGUCGGCCGGCGUCCUAUGCCAAAAGACACAGCUUCAGGAUGUUGUGCUGAAAAUGCAUUUGCCUUUGCCUGUUAGCCAUUCACUGUUCAACAAGAAAAAGGAAGAAUGGCAACGAUCAAAAGAACCCGUCGCGGCAGAGGCAUUGCGAGCAUGGUGCGACUCAUCUCGACUACCAUUGUCGCAUCUUGAUCUGACUGGAGCAGAUUUGACGGAUUCUCUACUAGCUGAUCUACUAGAAGCUCACCAAAGUGGCAUAACACAGUUGGACUUGACUAAUGUGAAGGGCAUUUCCGAUGAAACAAACGCGCUUCUGGACCAACGUAAUGUAGCAUUUCCCAAUCUCCGAUCUCUCAAAAUGACAUCUAUGGAACUAUUGAGCCGUCCUCCCCCGCGCAGGUCCUUAUUUACAUGCUUCAUUCGUGUCGUGGCGUAUGAUUUUCAUUCGAUUUAUCAUUAA
Messenger RNA from Cylicostephanus goldi, 510 nucleotides. NCBI's taxonomy places the organism in Eukaryota, Metazoa, Nematoda, Chromadorea, Rhabditida, Strongylidae. The record is from the annotation of a GenBank genome assembly.